UGCCAGCAUGAGCAUUGUGGCGAUGGAGUGAAUCUCACGUGUGUCUUCCCGUCUUCUAAAUAUCCAUUAGCUGCUUUCAAAUCUUUAGCUCGUUCACCACAUUUCACAUCUUGCAGUUCAAGAUCUCUUGUAUCAGCGACAAAUGGCCGAUAUUAAGACAAUCUCCAAGGACGAGGUCGCUAAACACAGGCAGAAGGAUGACCUUUGGCUUGUGAUUCAUCACAACGGAUACGAUGUCAGCAAAUACCUUGAAGACCAUCCAGGCGGCGCGUACGCACUUCUAGAAGUAGCAGGACAAGACUCGACGGCAGCAUUCGAAGAUGUCGGACAUUCAGCCGAUGCACGAGAGACCAUGGAAUCGUUCUUAAUUGGAAAGCUGGAAGGAGCUCCCGAAGAAGACGAUUACCAAGCUUCGAAGCUCCCGAUACCAAAACCAAACAUCAAACCCGGAGACAACGAUUUUCAUAGCGAAUCGCCAGUCCUGGCGAUCGGACGGACAAUCCUCAAAGUUGCAGUUGCUGGCGUGACAGUGUAUCUUGCGUAUGAAGCUUCCGCUCGCAGUCCAGUCGUCAGUUGGAUAGCUCAUCAUGAAGGUGGAUUUUGGAAAGGAGCAUUGCUUUCCACGAUGGCCACGCUAUCCGUGGUGACUGGAGCGGGGUUGUACUUCGAGCAGGCGAUGAAUGCACAGAGCAGAACGCCCUACUCAUAUCCUGCACAUUUCAAACCUUCCAUACAUAUCGCCAAAAAGCCAAUCACCAAGGUGAAAGGUUGGCUCAAACCCGAGGAAUAUCAAAAGUUGCCUUUGGCGCAAAAGGACAAAUUAUCUUCCAACGCUUUCCGAUUUGUGUUCAAGCUGCCGAACGAUGACACGAUCCUGGGUCUGCCGAUCGGGCAGCAUAUCGGCAUCCGGGCGGACAUUGAGGGGAAAACGGUCAGCAGGUCGUACACGCCCGUAUCGAACAACUCAGAUCCAGGCAUCUUAAAAUUGGUUAUCAAGUGCUAUCUAGAUGGGCUACUGACAGGGAAAUACCUCCAGAACUUGCAAGUCGGAGAUUUGGUUGAGAUUCGGGGACCAAAAGGCGCGAUGAGAUAUCGCAAGGGAAUGGUUGCUGGCGGCACUGGAAUCACACCCAUGUUUCAGGCAAGUCACUUAUUAAUUCGUGCUAUAUGUGAAGACCCGACGGAUACAACACACGUAUCACUGCUCUACGGAAACAAUUCAGAAGCUGACAUCUUGUUACGUCAGGAGCUCGAUGAGUUUCAACGACGAUACCCUGAGAAUCUUAACGUCACUCACGUACUGUCUCAUCCAAGUGAGUCUUGGAAUGGUGCGAAAGGAUUCGUAAGCAAAGACAUGUUAGAAGAGAAGUUCCCACAGCCAAAAAAAGAGAGCAAGGCAUUACUGUGUGAACCUCCUAAACUAGUUGAUGCUAUGAAAAAGAGUCUGAUAGAUUUAGGUUGGAAUGAGCCGAGGGCUGUGAGCUACUUGCCAGACCAAGUCUUCUGUUUCUGAAGCGGUGUUGGAAACCAAUCGAUAAUUCGGAAAGAGGUAAUCAAUUCUAGCAGACACCAGUCUGGGAUUCAGACUUUACGGCAGUGAAACCUUUCAUGAAGUGAAAUUAGCUCACUGUCCUGAAUAUUGAAUUUCAUGUAAG
Molecule: messenger RNA, 1655 nt
Organism: Mollisia scopiformis
Lineage: Eukaryota; Fungi; Ascomycota; Leotiomycetes; Helotiales; Mollisiaceae
Product: cytochrome b5 reductase-like protein
Exons: 3
Coding region: 143-1513 (456 amino acids)
Cellular component (GO): endoplasmic reticulum
Molecular function (GO): heme binding; oxidoreductase activity
Source: RefSeq, a predicted model, not a curated record